GAAAAGGUGUUUUUUUUAUUGUAGUAUACUGCUGCUAGAACUGCAUAACUUAGAUAUGGUUAAAAUAUUUAUUGACUGCAGUUGCAAAUAGGAAAGCCAGUGGUAGUUCAUCCCAGACAGAUAAGGAUUACAUUCAAUCUUUAAAGGCAUCAUACCCAGAACGAUCGUACUACUGACCUCCGACAUAUGAAUGCCCAUUUUGUGGUGCCAUCUUUUGGUAUCAAGAGAGAGUUAAAACCCUCUCUGCUGUCUCGAAAAGAAAAAUAGUUUACAACCUAUGUUGCAAAAGUGGCAAAAUUGAAUUGCCUCCUUUAUGUCCUCUACCUGAACCGCUUGCAACUUUAUUGAAUUUCAAUGGUGAUGCACGUUCCAAAAGAUUUUUGAGACAAAUUCGAUCAUAUAAUUCGAUGUUUGCUUUCACCUCAAUGGGUGCAGCUAUUGACAAGUCAAUUAAUAAUGGGAAUGCGCCUUAUGUUUUCAAAAUCAAUGGUGUUGUGCAUCACAGAAUUUGUACUCUUCUGCCAUCACGAGGUGCACCACCUAAAUUUGCGCAGCUAUAUAUCUAUGAUUCUGACAAUGAAAUCCAAAAUCGAUUAAAUAUUUUCGAAAAUGAUUGCGACAAUGCUGAUAGACCAGACCCUGAAAUUGUUAGCGCCUUAACACGCAUGUUUGAUACCAAUAAUGAACUUGUUAAAAAUUUCAGAUAUGCUAGAGACCGCCUCUCUGAACAUGGUAAUGAAAAAAUAACUCUUCGCUAUUAGGCUGCAAUGCUAAAGAUGAUGUGCAGUAUAACCUACCAACAAGUGGUGAAAUAGCUAGCAUAAUAGUAGGCGAUUUUUCAGCAAAAGAAUAUAAAUUUGGUGUGCUUGUUCACGAUAAAGAUCAUGGAAUGCAUCAAGUGUUUUCAUUGCAUCCAUCAUAUAUGGCUUUGCAGUAUCCUUUGCUAUUUCCAUAUGGUGAACGUGGCUUCCAUCUAGGCAUUAAAUAUAGAAAUUAUGAUGGAACUGGUAGAAAAUAUGCUACAAUGCUUGAGGUCUACAGAUACCUUAUCCAUUAUAGACUAAAUGAGCCUAAUCCUUUCACAUGUUAUGGCUGACUGAGUGACCAAAGUGUUGUUGAUAUCUUUUCUACUAUCGAGGCUAAUAGGAUACAAUACAUAAUAGAUCAUCAAGCUGAUUUGCGUGCUGAAACUGUAGAAGGAAUCGUAGAUGCGAUUGAUAGAGGUGUUACUAAUGGAGAUUCUGUUGGCAAACGUCAGAUACUUCCUGCUAGCUUUACCGGCGGUAGAAGAUAUAUGGUGAUGAAUUAUCAGGAUGCGAUGGCAAUCUGUCGUGUGUAUGGCUCGCCUGAUUUAUUUGUCACAUUCACUUGUAACUUUAAGUGGCAAGAAAUUGCAGAAACUAUUCGAUUUGAACCUGGCCAACAACCAUCAGAUAGAGCUGAUGUAAUUGUGCGAGUAUUUAACAUGAAAGUAAAUGAUUUUAUCACUGAUAUUAGAGAAAGUAAAUGAUUUUAUCACUGAUAUUAGAGAAGGCAGAACAUUCGGAAAAGUCCUUGCAGGUAGCACAUAUACUUUCUUUUCCAUAUAGUUUUUCCCCUAUAUAUUUCUCAUACCUUUUCAUUGGCUUAAACCUUCUUAGUGCUGUAUACUGUCGAGUUCCAGAAGCGUGGGCUGCCACAUAUCCACUGCUUAGUUUGGCUUGCAGCAUCCACUGCUGAUGUGUCAGCAUCUGUAAUAGAUGGCUUCAUCUGUGCUGAGAUACCUGACUAUGACACAGAUCGUCUAGGAUAUGAAUUGGUUAGUGAGUUCAUGAUGCAUGGUCCUUGUGGCGACGCAAACAAAAAUUGCCCUUGCAUGAAAAAUGGCAAAUGUUGAAAACAUUAUCCUAAGGACUUCCAGGAUGAAACUAUUAUUGAUGAAUCUGGUUUUACAAUAUACAGACGACGAAACAAUCAACGAUGCAUAAUUAAAAAUGGAAUUGCAUUGGACAACAGAUCAGUCGUGCCAUACAAUCUUGAAUUGCUUAAAAAAUACGAAGCACACAUUAAUGUUGAGUGGUGUAACAAGUCAAAUCUGAUUAAAUAUUUAUUCAAAUACAUUACAAAAGGGCAUGAUCAUGCAAAGAUAUACUUUGAGACUACUUCUAAGACAGGAAAUAUGUCACUAAAUCAUGAUCUAGCUCCUCGGAUGAGAUAUUAGAAUACAUGGAUGCUAGAUUUCUUUCCACGUGUGAGGCACUUCAUCGCAUAUUUGAAUUUGACAUACAUUAUAGAGUGCCACCUGUUGAGCGUCUAACAGUCCAUUUAGCUGGCAAAAAUUAUGUUAGAUAUGAGAAAUGUUCAGAUUUGCGGGCGGUGCUCGAUAGCCCUGCUGCGAAACGAUCAAUGCUGACUGAAUGGUUCGAAGCUAAUAGAAAAUAUUCUAAGGCACGGUUGUUAACAUAUUGUGAGUUUCCAAAGGAAUGGUCAUGGGAAUCAUCAUCUAGAACAUGGCGCGAGCGAACACCAACUGCAAAAAUAGGUCGAAUCUAUUAUGUGCACCCAACCUGUGGCGAACUCUAUUACCUCAGAAUGCUCUUGAUGAUAGUUAAAGGCACACAGAAUUAUGCUGAUGUACGCACAUACAAUGGCAUUGUUUAUAACACAUUCAGAGAAGCAUGUGAGGCGAGAGGUCUUCUUGAAGGAGAUAAUGAAUGAUACCUUCUAUUUGAUGAGGCCAUACUAUCUGCAUCUUCGCGACAACUUAGACAACUAUUUGUGACCGUUAUUCUUUAUUGCUCUGUUAGUAAUGUGCGAUCAUUAUUUGAUAAGUAUUGGCUUUAUAUGACUGAUGACAUCCAUAGUAGAUUAAAGAAUGCAUUAGAUAAUCCACGAUGCAUUAUUCCACAUGAGCACUUGCUUAGUCUCCUCCUGCAUGAGCUUACAAUUGUUUUUGCAAACAAUGGUGGUAAUAUAAAAGAUUUUGAUUUGCCGAUUCCAACAUCUGCUUCACACAUUCCUGGUAGUAAUAGAUUGAUUGACGAGGAGCUUGCACCUGAUCCCCUUAUGAUGUCCUUGCGCGCAGAUUCUUUAAUAGCACAGCUAAAUAUCGACCAGAAAAAGAUUUUUGACACCAUAACCUCCUCAAUCAGUGCAAACAAACCUGGAUUUUUCUUUGUGAGUGGACAUGGUGGGACUAGGAAAACAUUUCUAUGGAACGCUAUGAUUGCAAAACUUAGAUCACAAAAUAAGAUUGUGCUCGCUGUUGCCUCAUCAGGUGUAGCAUCUCUCCUACUACCUAGAGGUAGAACAGCUCACUCCCGAUUUAAAAUUCCAAUUGACAUUGAUGAAACUAGCAUUUGCAAUAUAAAACGAGGAACUAUGUUGCCUGACCUCCUCAUUGAAAGUGCACUUAUUAUAUGGGAUGAGGCUCCGAUGACACGUAGGCACUGUUUUGAAGCAUUGGAUCGCACAUUACGUAACAUUCUUUCUGAAACUUGUCCUACAAAUUCAAUCAUACCUUUUGGAGGAAAACCUGUUGUUUUGGGUGGUGACUUUAGACAAAUCUUACCUGUUGUUCCUAAAGGUUCACGCCUCGCUGUUAUUAAUGCAUCAAUUACAAAUUUAGACCUAUGGAAACAUGUGACGUUGUUAUCCAUGAAUAUAAACAUGAGACUGUUAAAUCCAACCCUACCAGAAAACACAAUAAUUGAAUUGCAUGAAUUCAGUACAUGGGUUCUAGCUGUUGGUAACGGAACAUUGCCUAUGAUUGCAAAAGAAGGUGAAGCUCAACCCUCAUGGAUUAUAAUUCCCGAUGAUCUUCUUGUUGUAACAGAUGGUGACAAAAUCGUUGCUAUUGUCAACGAAGUGUAUCCAGACUUUCUUGCAUCAUAUAAAAACCCUACAUAUCUAUCUUCUCGUGCCAUUGUUUGCCCUGCGAAUGCAGUAGUUGAUGAAAUAAACAAUUAUACUAUUGAUUUACUCCCAGGAGAAUCAAGAAUAUAUCUUAGCUGUGAUACAAUCUCAAAAUGCUCAGAGCAAAUUCCAGAUUUCGACCUGUUAUACCCACCUGAAUUUCUUAAUUCAAUUAAUGCAACUAACUUUCCUACACACAAACUUGUUUUAAAGGAAGGUGUUGUUGUUAUGCUUCUGCGAAAUUUGAACCAAUCGAUAGGCCUUUGUAAUGGAACAAGAUUAUUAGUCACUGCUUUAGGGGAAAGAAUUUUACAAUGUACAAUACUAACUAGAUCAAUCAUCGGUGAAACAGUUUAUAUACCAAGAAUCACAUUAAGCACGUCAAAAAUGAAAUGGCCUUUUACAUUACAAAGAAGGCAAUUCCCAGUUCGAGUUUGUUAUGUAAUGACUAUCAACAAGAGCCAAGGACAAACACUUGAGCAAGUUGGCAUAUACCUCAAGAAACCUGUUUUCACGCAUGGGCAGCUCUAUGUUGCUAUUUCAAGAGCAACAAGCCGAACAGGGCUCAAAAUACUGAUUGAAAACGAUGACGGAUCAUGUGGAAACCAAACAAGAAAUGUUGUUUAUACCGAGAUACUUUCUGCUACAAUGGAAGCGGCUUGGCCGCUCCAUGCGUAG
Molecule: messenger RNA, 4572 nt
Organism: Oryza sativa Japonica Group (Japanese rice)
Lineage: Eukaryota; Viridiplantae; Streptophyta; Magnoliopsida; Poales; Poaceae
Source: RefSeq, a predicted model, not a curated record